This is a messenger RNA of Purpureocillium lilacinum, 1149 nucleotides long. RefSeq names its product subunit of heteropentameric Replication factor C (RF-C). The record is from RefSeq and is a predicted model, not a curated record. Lineage: Eukaryota; Fungi; Ascomycota; Sordariomycetes; Hypocreales; Ophiocordycipitaceae. Gene Ontology annotation, cellular component: DNA replication factor C complex; nucleus. Gene Ontology annotation, molecular function: ATP binding; DNA binding; ATP hydrolysis activity. Gene Ontology annotation, biological process: DNA-templated DNA replication; DNA repair.
AUGGCCAGCUUCUUCGACCUCAAGGCGCGCAAGGCCGCCGCCGCCGCCAAUGGCCCGUCAGACCAGAAGAACCAGCGUCACGCCGAAGUGAGGAAUCAGCCAUGGGUAGAGAAAUACCGUCCGAAGACGCUCAACGAUGUGGCCGCGCAAGAUCACACCGUCACAGUACUCCAACGCACCCUCCAGGCCUCCAACCUGCCACACAUGCUCUUCUACGGCCCACCCGGCACGGGCAAGACGUCCACGAUCCUGGCCUUGGCCAAGGAGCUAUACGGCCCCGAGAUGAUCAAGGCCCGCGUCCUGGAGCUGAACGCCUCCGAUGAGCGCGGCAUCUCCAUCGUCCGAGAAAAGGUCAAGGACUUUGCGCGCAUGCAACUGACGAAUCCGCCGCCACACUACAAAGACAAGUAUCCCGUCCCACCCUUCAAGAUCAUUAUCCUCGACGAGGCCGAUUCCAUGACCCAAGACGCCCAGAGCGCCCUGCGCCGGACCAUGGAGACAUACAGCAAGAUCACACGCUUCUGCUUGAUCUGUAAUUAUGUGACCCGAAUUAUCGACCCGCUUGCCAGCCGAUGCAGCAAGUUCCGCUUCAAGAGUCUUGAUCAGGGCAAUGCAAAGAAGAGGCUCGAGGAGAUUGCACAGAAAGAGGGCGUUUUGUUGGAGGAUGGGGCGAUAGAUGCCCUCAUUCGCUGCAGUGACGGCGACUUGCGAAAGGCAAUCACCUUCCUACAGAGCGCCGCUCGACUGGUCGGGGCGAUUGCUCCUACGAAAGACGCCGCCGAUGCCGAGGAGAUGGACGUCGACAAGCGCCCGGUGACGGUCAAGAUCAUUGAGGACAUUGCCGGCGUCAUCCCCGACAGCACAGUCAAUCAGCUUGUCGCUGCCAUGCGCCCAAGAGCCUCGGGAGACGCCUAUGAUGCGGUCUCCAGAGUCGUUGAGGACAUGGUUGCCGACGGAUGGAGCGCGACCCAGGUCGUGUCUCAGCUUUACCAGGCCCUGACCACCGAUGAGACUAUCCCGGAUCUUCAGAAGAACAGGAUAGUAAUGAUCUUCUCAGAGGUUGACAAGAGGUUGGUUGAUGGCGCGGACGAGCACCUCUCAAUCCUGGACCUGGCAAUGAGGAUAUCGGCGGUCAUGGCUGGAAAGUAA